AUGUUUUCCUUUCUCUUCGGAUUUUCAAUUUCGCAUAUCUUAGACUUUCAAUAUGAACGGAUUGUAGCCGGCGACAUUAUUGCGAGGAGAGUUGAUACAUUAGCAGGAAUUAUUCAUCUUAAUCUUUCUAUUUCAAAUUGUCCACCAAAUUAUUCUGUACAGCUUUAUGCAUUCGAAGAAAUUAGAAUCCCAUAUGUAUUUCCUAAUUCAACAAACUUUCAACCCAUUUGUUGCCCUUCAAAAGAGAAAUGUAACUUAGGCCAGGUAUAUUUUCAAGAAAAUGCACCAGUUAUUUCAAGAAUGAUUACACCAGAAGUUAACAAUACAGGUAAAAACACAACCGAUAUCGAUGAAUCAGAUAUUAUUCUUCAACAAACUUCAAAAAUCGAAAUCACAAGAAAAGGCAUAUGGACAAUUCUAAUUUCGAACUGCGGUUCGGAAGAAAUUAUGAUUCAUGGCUUCGCUACGAUAAGAAGACAUGAUGGUUGCAUAGAUAUCCGUCUGAAAUUAUUAUAUACCAUCUCUAUUUUAAUAAUUAUUAUAGGUGUAGGUAUGAUUCUGUACCACCUUUUCAUGUGGGUAUCUUCUGUUCCAAAAUUGUCACUAGAACAAAAAUCUAUUAUUGGUCUCAUCACUUUAUUUACGAUUUAUGGGCUUUUGACGACAUAUUUAUAUUUCUCAUGGAAUCAGACCGGUGAUUAUAAGAUUUCUAUCUCAUAUUCUUCAUCAUUUUUACGAAGUUUGAUCACAAUUUUAGUUUACUACGCGACAUUACGACAUUUACAGCUUCCUGACGAAAUAAAACUCUACGGGUUCUUCGGAACAAUCAUUCCUGCCUUCAUUGGCGCAGUAAUUGAGAAUUUUGGUAUCAAAAACUUUUCUUCACGAUACAAUGGAAUGUGGAUCUUUGGAUAUGGCCAUCCAUGCAUUGAAUUUCUUACGAUAGUUUCUGUCCACAUUUUUGUUUUUGUUUACGCGCAUUUGAAUACUCCGAAAGAAGACGCAAAUGAGAACAGAAGGAUAUUACUUGCAUUAGUAUUCUGUACGAUACCAUCAUAUACAGUAAUGAAUCUCUGUUUAUUCGGAUACAGAUUCAAUAAAAAUUUAAUUCAGACGAGAAAGAGCGAAUGGGUACCAUUUACACUCUGGCCUAUGCUCAUAUCAGUGAUGAUAUCCAUAAAUGCAUGGUAUGCUGGCGAAUUGAACCCAGAAGGCUGGCAAAUGUUUAAUUCAGGAGAAGAUAACCAAAAUGCAUUCGUAAUCAAGAGAGGAGGAAAGAACCAAAAGAAUACAAAGAAUAUGAAAGCGAUGCAGAACCAAAUUAAACAGGCUAAAUUACAGAAACAACAACAAAUAAUUCAAGAAGAAAAAGAAAGACAUCAUACGCCUCCAAAAUUGAUGCCUGUUCAACUAGAACAACAAGAAGAAGUUUAA
Messenger RNA from Trichomonas vaginalis G3, 1434 nucleotides. RefSeq lists its product as uncharacterized. The coding region runs from base 1 to 1434 and encodes 477 amino acids. The record is from RefSeq and is a predicted model, not a curated record. NCBI's taxonomy places the organism in Eukaryota, Parabasalia, Trichomonadida, Trichomonadidae. The transcript has a single exon.